CUGCAGUAGUGUGCGUGUUUUAGCUCGAUUAAAGGUGAGUUUGCUGACAUGGAUCUCGCCUCCAAGGACUCGUACAUUCAGAAACUCGCAAGUAAAGUCAUUUCUCAACAAGACCAGGAGCCAAAGAAGAGGCCGUUUGCUCAAUUUAAGGGCAAAAGUGACAACGGUCCUCCAAAGAAGAGGAAAAAGUGCAAAAAGAAGCAUUUUAAAGAAAAGGGUGGCGAUCAGAAGACGCCCCCUCCUAAAUCCCAACAAAAGCCUUCACCCUCUGCUGCAGCAGCACAGAAAGGCCCAGCAAAAGUGAAUGGGUCCGGAGCUCGGAGCGUGAAUGGAUCUUCGACACAGGAGCCUAAAGGAGGAGGUGUGCCGUCCAGCUUCUCCACAGUAGAUUUACUGCGCAAGAGACUGCAUGAAAAGAUCGAGGCGUCCAGAGGACAGGGAGUCCCAAAGGAUGCAUCAUCAGAGGCAGUCCAGGCAAAGCGAGCAAAACGAAAGCUGGAGCGGGAGCGGAAGAAGAGGAAGAGGAAAGAGUUGCGGAUGAAGCAACUGGCUGAAAAAAGCGGCCAAGAACAGCAGAUAACGGAGAUAAAGCAGGAAGAAGAGCACGUUCCGGCUGCGAGCAAAAGAAAUGAAACCGCUGUUAUCUUCAACAAGGUGGAGACAGUGGAAGAGGGAUAUGUGGACAAAAUACAGAAAAAGAAGGACAAGAAGAAGAGUGUGAAGGGCAAGGUAACACCGCUGACGGGGAGGAACUACAAGCAGCUGCUCAGUCGUGUUGAGGCCCGCAAAGCAAAGCUGGAACAGCUGAGGGAGAAAGAUGAGGGCAAGGCCCGCCAGAUGGAGGAGAACAUGAAGUGGACCAACGUGCUUUAUAAGGCAGAGGGCAUCAAAAUCAAAGACGACGAGAACAUGCUGCGCACGUCGUUGAAGAACAAGGAGAAGAGGCAUGCUCAGAGGAAGAAGAAGUGGAGCAAGCUUAGUGAGAACGUCGUAGAGAAGAUGCAGCAGCGUCAGGACAAGAGACGGAGGAACAUCCUGAAACGCAAGCAAGUCAAAACGGAGAAGAAGAAGGACAGAGCGCGGAAGAAAGGCAGAGUGCUGCCUGAGGACUUGAAAAAAGCGGCAGUCUAGCGGAUGAGCGUGCUAUAUUGAUUAUGUGACAACAUAAGCAGAGUUUAAAUAAGUAAAUAACUCUCUUUUUGCCAAUGUGAUUUAUUUACACAAAAUGAAAGCACUGCUGCUGCUGCUACACAUUGUACAUUGUGCCGGUUUUCGAGUAAUAUGAUGUGUGUUAUGCUCAGUAAAAUGUGAUAAUUUCUUAUGACGAA
Scatophagus argus is the source of this 1328-nucleotide messenger RNA. RefSeq names its product surfeit 6 (gene surf6). Lineage: Eukaryota; Metazoa; Chordata; Actinopteri; Scatophagidae. Gene Ontology annotation, biological process: ribosomal large subunit biogenesis; ribosomal small subunit biogenesis. The coding region runs from base 49 to 1131 and encodes 360 amino acids. The transcript has 4 exons. Gene Ontology annotation, molecular function: RNA binding; DNA binding. Gene Ontology annotation, cellular component: nucleolus. The record is from RefSeq and is a predicted model, not a curated record.